AUGUUGGCUUCCUGCUCACUGCUGCUCGCGGUCCUCGCUGGGUCGGCCCUGGGGCUGCCAUUCCUGAAUGGAGAAAAGCGUGAUAGCAGCUACUAUCCAUACAGCACUACAACUUACAGCACGCCCUACUCGACAUACCCCUCUUACAACCCCGUCUAUACGCCUUCCACAACCUACCCAUCUCUGGUGUAUACGACGACUUCUAUCUACUCUUCCCCAGUCUAUACCAGCACUUCAACAUACUCUUCUCCAAUCUAUUCGUCCACCUCGACAUACUCUUCUCCCGUUUAUACGAGCACUUCAACAUACUCUUCUCCCGUUUACACGAGCUCUUCGACAUAUACCUCUCCUGUGUAUACGUCCACGUCGACCUACUCUUCUCCCGUCUACACGAGCUCUUCGACAUAUACCUCUCCUGUGUAUACGUCCACGUCGACCUACUCUUCUCCCGUCUACACGAGCUCUUCGACAUAUACCUCUCCUGUGUAUACGUCCACGUCGACCUACUCUUCUCCCGUCUACACGAGCUCUUCGACAUAUACCUCUCCUGUGUAUACGUCCACGUCGACCUACUCUUCUCCCGUCUAUACGAGCUCUUCAACAUACUCCUCCCCGGUGUACACAACGACCUCAACCUACUCAUCUCCCGUCUAUACAACCAAAACUUACUCUUCACCCGUCUAUACAACCACAACCCACUCUUUCCCAGUGUACUCUAGCUCUUCCACUUAUUCACUGUACAGCAGCUCCUCGACAUAUUCAACUUACUCUACUACGUAUACCCCUCCGGUCGUCUAUACUACAAAACCUUAUACAAGUCCCGUUGUCUACCCCACAACGACCUACACAACGCCUUACACUUCUCCCUACACUUCUCCCUACACUUCUCCCUACACUUCUUCUGUCUACUCUCCGUACGUCACCCCGCCUGUAUAUACCACCCCGUACUCGACCUGCCCCGCCGCUCCCACCAUUACCAGCACGAUCACCUCUACAGUAACUGUGACAAGCACAGUAACAUAUAGUGUCACAUCCACUGCGACAUACACGGCCACCUCCACGGUGACGGAUACUGUGACAGACACAGUCACCUCAACAACCACCGUGACAGACACCAUCAGCAGUGUGGUGUACUCUUGCUCCACAAGCUACAGCAGCAGCACUACAUAUAGCAGCCCGACCUAUUCAACCUCAAGCUACACCACACCCCCGUACAAUCCCUACACGACCACGUAUAGUUCCGCGGUGUACCCCGUCUACACCCCCUACACAACCACGCCUUACGGUUCGGGCUGGUGA
Molecule: messenger RNA, 1299 nt
Organism: Fonsecaea erecta
Lineage: Eukaryota; Fungi; Ascomycota; Eurotiomycetes; Chaetothyriales; Herpotrichiellaceae
Exons: 1
Coding region: 1-1299 (432 amino acids)
Source: RefSeq, a predicted model, not a curated record